This is a messenger RNA of Solenopsis invicta (red fire ant), 6123 nucleotides long. RefSeq lists its product as uncharacterized. The coding region runs from base 885 to 2951 and encodes 688 amino acids. Gene Ontology annotation, molecular function: DNA binding. Gene Ontology annotation, cellular component: nucleus. Lineage: Eukaryota; Metazoa; Arthropoda; Insecta; Hymenoptera; Formicidae. The transcript is spliced from 5 exons. The record is from RefSeq and is a predicted model, not a curated record.
UAACCGAUCGGUUAGUCCAUUGGAAUUGACCAAUAGCAUUUGUUAUUUCACACAAUAGGCAAUGCGAUUAGUCAAUUCCAAUGGACUAACCUCUCGGUUAGCUCUAACCGAGAUUGGUGAAAGAGACCUUCAGUGAAAUAUUUUGUAUCGUUUCCGUACUUCUAAGGAAGAAGAAAGUUAGUGCAAUAUUAAAAAUUGAACUAAUUUUCACAGGGAAAUAGCAUAAUUGCUCUCAGUGUGUACCAAUGUCUCAUUAGUUUUUUCAAUGGAAAACGCUAUCUCUAUUUCAAACGCGCCUUGCUAAUUGCGUAUUUGGGUAUAUGCGUAUGUCAAUCAAAGACAUAACCUAACCUAACCAAGUGUUAAAAUUGAAACUUACGGCGUCAUAUAAUUACAAGAAAAUAUGAAACACACAGUAAAUCCUCCGUUCAGAGGAAAUAAUCUAAAAAAAGGAUAAAAACCAAUAAACUGGCACUACUUUAUUCUGACAGAAAACGGAAAUUCACGAUAACGAAAAGGAACAAGUGAUUAUUGUUUUAAUUGAUAUGUUCGUGUGAUUCUUGAAGGUUAUAUACUCAGAAAACAUUUUGCUGACCACUUGAUAUCUAUAUACUAACGAACAGAAACAUUAUUUUUGUAUCUGAAAAUAAUUGAGUUUAAUCAAUAGAACAAUAUAUUUGUUGCAGUUGUUUCUUUAAAUAUUAUAUAUAAAUAUCUGAUUAGACUAUUUUUACUAUUGGCGAAUUUACAAUGGCGAAAACAAUUACAAACUCUAUAUUGGAUAUCAGAUACAAAAGAAUAAAAAAAAGAUAAAAUAAGCAAAAAAUUUAGAUAAGAAUUACUCUGUUCUUUAAAUUUGAAUUUUCUUAAUCAUACAAGUUAAGAUGGAACCUGUGGAAUUUGUUGCUGUAGAAGAAGACACUAUUGACGAUCUCAGAAUCGAAAACAAUUGUUUACCCUUUGAUCCCUUUGAAGUAGAAGAGAGAAAGCAAGAAUUGACUGAUGCGUUAAAGUACUGCAUAGAUCUGUUGAAAGAUGCUCAGAUCAUUUCAGAUUUACAAAAUAGCAAUAAGACAAUCUCCAAACGGUCUCAACUAAUGGGAAAAGAAAUCCAGCGUAGGAUCAUGGAUAUGUUAUAUUUUAUGAAAUUUACGGAAGAUAAAGAAGAUGAAGUGGUUGUCUGUCAAGAAAAUUCAAUAUCCUAUUCACUGGAAAAUUCAUGUGACUCAAAUAGAAAAAAAUUAAAAAAUAACAUUAAAUCUGUUGAGAAGGAUGCAUCAAUUCUUAACCAGUCGUUUGAAUGUGUAGACAAAGAUCAAUCCAAUGGAUUAUUAAAUGACAAAAAUUCAAUAAAGACUAGAAAUACAAAGAAUGGAACAUCAAAUAAGAUACCAAGGCAACGUACUUCAAAAACUUCUCAAAAAGAGGAAAGGAUGUCAUGGGAUGCAGCAAUGAUGAUACAAGCUAUUAAUUGUGUGAAAUCGAAAACAUUAGGUUAUACAAGAGCAGCAAAUUUGUUCGAAGUUCCCAGAACUACUCUUCGGAGACUGGUUGCAAGAGAAUUGUCAUCGAAAGAAUGUGUAGAUACAACAUUGAAACAAAAAUCUAUAAUGCCUGCAGAAAUAGAAACACAAUUACUAGAUUAUACAAUGUUAAUGAAAAAACAAUUUUUUAAUGUAACAAAUAGUGAUGUGAGCAAGAUGGCUUACCAAUUAGCUAUAAGAAAUAAAUUAAAUAAUCCUUUGGAACACAAUGAGGAAGAUAGUGCAGCUUGGUUUGAUGAUUUUAUGAGGAAACAUUCAAACUUAAUUAUUCAUAAACCACGUGAUAAAUCAAACUUCAAAACAGGUUUUAACAAAGACUCUGUAUCUGCAUUUUAUAAAAUGUUGGAAAAUGUGUACAAGGAACACCAUUAUAAAGCUAAUCAUAUAUUUAGUGUCGAUGAAACUGCUUUCACCAUACCAGCACACCUUAAGAGAGUUCCACAAAUAAUUGACAUAAAAGGAAGAAAGCAAGUAGGUUCGCUCACUACUGCUGAAAAAGAAUCUCUUAUAACAGUUAUUUUUUCCAUGAGUGCAGGAGGAACAUUUAUUCCACCGAUGUUAAUAUUUCCUUAUAAAAAUAUGACAGAUAGUUUAAUGAAGGAUGCACCUCCUGGGUCUAUUGGUAGAUGCCAUUCAUCUGGAUGGGUACAAACCGAUUUAUUUAUAGAAUGGUUCGAACAUUUUAUCAAAAAGGCAAAGCCUACAAAAAGAUCUCCUAUUCUUUUAAUUUUGGACGGCAGCUAUCCCCAUUCAAGGAACAUAGAUGUAAUUGAUAUUGCACGCAAAAAUUAUGUUACUCUUUUGAGUAUACCACCUCAUACCACUUACAAAAUGCAGCCUUUGGAUCGCACAUUUUUGAGACCGUUUAAACAAUAUUACAGUGAAUAUAUUUGUGCUUGGCAUCGAGACAAUCAACGAACAAUGAAACAGUAUGACUUAGUUGAAAUGUUAGGAAAAGCCUAUCUUCGAUGUGAAACGCGUCAAAUUGCUGCUAAUGGUUUUAAAGUAACUGGAAUUUAUCCAUUCAAUCGUCAUGUUUUUUCUGACAGCGAAUUCAUCGCAUCCACUCCAGAAGAAAAAAAUCUUGCAGAUUCUACAGAUUGUAUGUCAUCUAAAAGAGAAAUGACUAGUUCUAUCACAAAAGAACAUCAGCAAAUAGAAGAUUUAUCGCAACCUAGUUGCUCUAAAGAUAGUGGAGCGAAACAAAAUGAAAUGAUAAUGCCUGAAGAAAUAUGGCCGGUUGUACAAAUUAAAUCUAUCCCGGGCCGCAAACUUUCAAAGUUAGCAAUGUAUACAUCUUCUGAAUAUCAGGAAACAUUAAAAUUAUCUUUGAAGAGUACAGAGACAAAGAAAAAUCUUAAAGAGAGUUCAGUACUAUUACUGAACAAAAAUGUAAAGAAAAUGUAAAAAAAGGGAACUAGAAGAUGUCAGUAAUGUUGAUGAAGAGAGUAAUAACUCUCUCUUUUAUAAACUUGGAAUUUGAACUUUCACCCAAUGAAGUUGUUCCAGCUGAAGAAGAUGCCAUCUGUAUAUCUUGUAAUGAAUCAUUUUUAGAAAUCGUUAAUGUCCAAUUUCUUUUUACCUCUAAAUAAUUUUAUCAAUAUAUUUUCCAGGGAAUAUGGUAUUUUCUAGUGAAAUUCUAAUACAUUUUGUGUUAAGGCUCCUGAUACCUCAGCCGAGAACUCCGUGUUGACGAUAACAACAUUCCGUCGCGGAUAAAAUUAGAACUAAUAGAUGUGAAACGUGACAGAUUGACGAUGUCGUGCAUAUUAUUUUGUUAUUAUGUGUUUUAUUGUGAAAAUAUGACUUGUCUCGUAUUUACCAAAUUCGUAAAAAUAAACCGCAAUUAAAGUUUCUUUGAAUUUUAUACAUAAAAGUACAUUUUUCACUUCUUUCAAUAGCUAUCCAUGUGUUUUCCUGACUGAAUAUGCGUCACUUCACGUGCUUUUUACAACUACUUACUGAUUGUUAGGCGAAAAAAGGAUAGUCUCGACCCAUUUUUACAAGUGUUUUAAAGCCAUCUGAUUAGUCUGUUUUAUCCAAAAUUGUUUUUAUUUACAAAUAGCACGUCGGACAAAAUUACAUGUCAUUUCACGCAGUUUCACGUUUCUAACAUCAUGACUUCAAUAUAGCCGCGAGUAGACAGGAGCCUUAACAAUAUAAAGAAAAACUACGAUACGUAGUCAGAUACGUAAUCAGAGGUUUUAGUAAAGAAAACGAAUUUUUUAAAGAUAUUUAAUAAAUAUCUUUAUCUGAAAGAUAACUAUCGGAAGGUGUGAAGAAAUUGGACAUAAGGCAGAGAUAAAGAGAUACAAUGUCUAAAGAAAACGCAUUAUGAUUAAAACGCAGACGCAUAUUGUUCUGAAGCAGAAAAAGAUGAACAAAUUUAUGAUUUUGCAAACAAAUGUUUUUUUUUAAUUUCAAUAAGAAUAAGUUUUUCUUUUAUUUGAAAAUUUUAUUUGAAAUAAAAUUUUGUAAUUCAAAUAACAAGACUAAGCAAUUAAUGUUUCAAUUCAGUUUAAAAAUCUCCAAGUUUGUAAAAAUCGUUUUUUAACAAUUAAUCUAAUCUUAAUAAAUAUAGUGUUUACCAGUUGUGACAUAAGUCAAUAUCUACUUCUAUUUAGCUUUAAAAUUUACGAUAUUUUCAUUCAUUAAAAAAAAUUGAAAUAACUAAUAUUGUAUCUGAUUUUAUUGAAUCGAUUAUUUAUUCUUUUUAGAUACAAAAAAAGAGAUAAACUGUGCAAGAAAUAAAAUUACAAAGAAACAAACUAUUAACUUGGUAUUAUGUCGAGUCAACAAAUUGAACACGUUAUAAGUAAUCAAUAAUUAAAUUCAGUUAAAAAAUUUAAAAAUUUGAUAGAUACAUUUAAUUUAUUGAUUUUUGACAAAGAAAAAUAGAGUUAUGUGUGGAUAAAACAAAAAUGUCAAUACUUAAUGAAAAAAAAACAAAGGAAUUAUAGAAAUGGAUAAAAAGAUAAAAGAGCUUUUUUCAAAUAUUUAAUUUUAAAAUGUUUAGAUUUUACAUUAAAAAUUAAUUAAAAAGCAUAUUAAAGGUUGACAGGAGUGGGCCAACUUAUCCACACCUUAUUUAUAAUACAGAUAUAUAUUUGUUUCAUAUUUUUUUUGUACAAAAAAUAUUUUGCUAAUAGAUUUUUAGUUUACUUUUUACAAAACUAAAAAGAUUUUGUAAUUCUGCUUUGAUACAUAUUAUUGCGAUAUUUUUUAUUUGCGAUGUGUGUGUAUAUAUAUAUAUAUAUAUAUAUAAAUCAUGUUCAAACAUCGUGUUUUGUAGAACUAAUUAUAUUUGGUCAUUAUAAGCCUUUUUUUCUGUUUAUGUUUUACGAAAUUGUGAAACUGUUUACAGGACCACAUUUUGCAAUUUGACCUUAAAACAUAAUAAAAUUAUCUGCAUCUCAGGUAUAGUGUGAUGCAAUGAUUCGAGAAGCCUAGUAGAUGGCUGACUUAUCGACGCCACAGUCUAACAUUAUACAAUAUAUGCUAGACUGUAGCGUCGGUAAAUCAACCAUCUACUAGACUCUUUGAAUUAUUGCACCGCACUGUACAUUACAAUGCAGAUUGAGUAAGAUAUCAAGAUAAUUUUUUUUAAAUUAUACUUUAAAACGUUAUAGGCAAUUUUGAUUACAAAUAUAGUAAUUAUAAUGCGAUUUUAGUCAUCUCUUAGAAUAGUAAUUUGUCUCCGGCAGAUAUCUCUAUAGUUUUUUUUUACUGGCCUUUAGGGGAUGCUAAAGCUAUCCUGUUUUACCGAUCAAACACUUUUCAGUACACUAAUUAUUUUUACAAAUUUAAGAGGUUGCUAAAGCUGUCAGUUUUAUCAACUGAACAGUGACUUGCACACAAUUUACAAUAUAUGCAUACGAUUUACAAUACAUGUGUACGAUUUACAAAACUUUAUUACGUCACUAUAUACUACUACAUCAAUAUCGUAUAUAUGUAAAUGUACAAAUUUUCAAGCAUUCUAAAUCUUUCAUAUUACUUAACUGUCCAAGCCAAAUUCUGAGAACUCAAUGCAAUGUUGUUUUUUCAUGAAAUCCACAAAUCAUUUCCAUUUUAUACAAAAAACUACAAAAUUUUGCUGCGAAGUAAAUUUUACAACGCUAACAGAGAGAGAAAGAGAGUGUGUUGUAAAUGUCACAUUACACAAACUUAAUACUUAUUAUUUUUAAAAGAUAAUAUAUACAAUUUACAAACAUGCAGCUGCAUAUUUUUUAUAAUUAUGCGUUUUCUUUGCACUAAUUGAUUGAUCUCAUUAUUCUGCGUAUUAUGAUAAAAUUAUUAAACAAUGAAAUAUUUUACGAGAUGUUUCGUAUUUUAUCAAAAUAUGCAAAUGUAAAUGAGGGGCCAUAAUACCACCUUCUCCUCUAUUAUUUAUGAUAUACAGAAAUUGAAUGUUCAUGUUACUAUCAAUCAAAAUAAUAGUUUAUUACCGCAAAGUAAUAUCGAUAUAAACAUUGUCAAUAAAAUAUUUUUUGAUGAUUUUAAUCCAUGGUAUUAAUAUGAAAGAGAAUUUUGUCGAAUUAUUUAUAAUAUAUAAUUAUUGAAUAAAGAAAAAAAAUAUUAA